Messenger RNA from Alosa sapidissima (American shad), 1323 nucleotides. It is a transcript of the gene pcbd1, whose product is annotated as pterin-4 alpha-carbinolamine dehydratase/dimerization cofactor of hepatocyte nuclear factor 1 alpha. The transcript is spliced from 4 exons. Gene Ontology annotation, biological process: tetrahydrobiopterin biosynthetic process. Gene Ontology annotation, molecular function: 4-alpha-hydroxytetrahydrobiopterin dehydratase activity. The coding region runs from base 16 to 513 and encodes 165 amino acids. Lineage: Eukaryota; Metazoa; Chordata; Actinopteri; Clupeiformes; Clupeidae. The record is from RefSeq and is a predicted model, not a curated record.
GAUGGUUCAGCGCGGAUGAAGGCUGUCUGUUUGCCCCCAGGUGGUGGCCUGCCACUCUACUCAGCUGCUGGCAUUUUCAUUCAGGCUUCUGCCAGGGCAGCCUUUUGUCAGGCAGGGCCUUGUGAUGAAUUCCAGCUGCCUGUGUUGUCAGAGAGACUUAGCCUGAGUGCGGCUGAAACAGCAAGCAGGAGCAGCUCUACCAGCAUGGCCGGUAAGAUCCAAUCCCUAACAGCGGAGGAGAGAGAGCACUUGCUCCCGAUACUACGCAAUGCGCAGUGGGUAGAGGUGGUGGGGAGGGAUGCCAUCUACAAAGAGUUUAUCUUCAAAGACUUCAACCAGGCUUUUGGAUUCAUGUCACGAGUUGCACUGCAGGCCGAAAAGAUGGACCAUCAUCCUGAGUGGUUCAAUGUUUAUAAUAAGGUCCAGAUUACACUGAGCACACAUGACUGCGGAGGUCUCUCACAACGUGACAUCACACUGGCCACCUUCAUUGACCAGGCCUCAAUCCUCUGAAACACCACCAAACAGGCACAUCAACAACAACUAUCUCCUCCAUGGAACUCAGAGACCUGCAAUCACGCAAAAACAACAUUCAGGAGUCUGUUAUUGCAUGUCGAAUAGUGAAAUUCCCAAAAUCCCUCAACUGGUAAUUAAUAAACUAAUGGACAUUUUAUCAAAAAAAUUCUUGCUAGAAAAAAUCCAGAUCCAGGCACUCAAGUGGAUUAAAAUUUUAAAAAGCCUUUAUUUUAUUGGGCUACAAGCAUUUAAAAACCAAGUCUGACAUGUAUCGGCUUGGGCCUUGACUGAUGUUAACAAAGUUUCCAUGGAGAAACAUGUAGGAUCAAAGACAUUCCUGCCUUCACCUCUAUUUGUUAGUGACCUCCCCAAAAUGAAUGAUUCAGGAUCUGGUUGAUAACAGUGAUGCAGUACGAUAGCAAAAGAAAUCAUAAUUUCAUGUUAAAAUGUGCUGCUAUACAUUCCAUUUGAAUAAUUUCAAAGAAUGCAUUUGUACAUCAGCGUCAGAAGUUUUAAUUUUACAUCUAUAAACAAACUAUAUUAUUUUACCUUGUCAAGUUUUUUUUUUUUUUAAAAGAAAAGGUUAUUGAGACCUUUUAACAAAUUUUAAUGAUGAACAGCCGUUUCAUUGCAUUAUUACUUGUUGGUAGAGUUUUAACUUAACUUUAACUUUAACUGCAGAAAUGUUGUGCCUUCCCCUGUGAUGUUUUCUCUUGUUAUGCUGGUGAAUGGGGGCCAUGUUGUAACCUUUGUAGAGCCUUUUGUGCGCAGAAGCUAAAUAAAAUGGGAUAUUACGUCCAAAACACA